Messenger RNA from Colletotrichum phormii, 1168 nucleotides. RefSeq lists its product as uncharacterized. Lineage: Eukaryota; Fungi; Ascomycota; Sordariomycetes; Glomerellales; Glomerellaceae. The coding region runs from base 202 to 933 and encodes 243 amino acids. The transcript has 2 exons. The record is from RefSeq and is a predicted model, not a curated record.
UACCUGGAAGGUGCUUCCUCACGCGGGGGUGGAAUGUGUUCAAGAAUGAUGGCCAACUUUCAAGUUCAACGAUGAGACUGGGGCAAAGAUCAAGCUGCAAUAUGUGGCUGCCAACGGCACUGUUUUCCAGACGUAUCAUUUCGACUACCGAGACUGCGAUGUGGAGAAACUAGACACGUGGUCCUGCCAGUUGUUUCUAUCAUGGGCGAUGUCAUGAUACGAAAUCUAGACUACGCCAAUCGGGACGAGGCCUUCAACAAUUGGGACUAUUUAAGUGAGGGCUACACGGCGCCGUAUCUUGUGGAUGUUUGUAACACGGCGCCAGACCUUGUGGAUGGUUGUAUUGUCCGAACACAUGAUUGUGGAGGCAAGAAAGCGUCGCUCUGCAUCAUGGCACUCGAACAGCAGGAGCACUUUCUUUCUUUUGCUGGAAAAAGCAAAUCCAGCAGCGACAAAGAUGACUCGAACAUCGGGGAUCACGUUUUCGAGCUUAAAUUAAGUGACACCGCGUUAUCGAUCCCGAAGAACCGUCAGAUGCUUUCUAUCAAGAUAGCUUACACCCUCCUGUGCGGCGAAUCCAUCGUGCCUCCUCAAGUUUCGCCAAAAGAUAUUUCCGAAAUCCUCUACAGCACUUAUGAGUCGCAAUUCAUCACUGAAUAUCCCGAGCUAGACUUCUGUUUGAGAAGAAACUUAGAACACAUACUGUCUGUGUGCAGUAUCCCAGUCGGGGAUGGAGAACCGCCUGCCAUUGCUCUCACAUGCGGUGACAUCGAUGGUCAUCGCGUUGGUACGGUAGCUAGCUUCUACGCGUUUGAGCUUCUAUUACUGGCGUGGGAUCAUUUCCAACGCCGGAUACGCGAAGUAUCAACCCUCGAACACGAUGAGAAGCCUUCCCGCGCAACGAGACUACCUUACAUUCACAAGAUGGCAUAACGCAUCGAAAGGGUAUGCAGAGGACAUGUAAAAUGGCUUUUGGAACGAGCCAACAGAGAGGAGGGGCUCUUUUGUGCGGGUUAUUGGGUAAACGGCGACAAAGUUGAGGAUACCGACAACUUCCUUGCCAACAUUCCCUUCCAGAUUAUCAAGAUUGGAGACUUCUACGACGUAUUUGGGGGUCCAGUGCAGAAUCGCGGGGUUAUCCCACAGGUUGUCAACGCAUGGAUCAAAA